Tetranychus urticae (two-spotted spider mite) is the source of this 1261-nucleotide messenger RNA. RefSeq names its product eukaryotic translation initiation factor 2 subunit beta. Gene Ontology annotation, cellular component: eukaryotic translation initiation factor 2 complex. The record is from RefSeq and is a predicted model, not a curated record. Gene Ontology annotation, molecular function: mRNA binding; translation initiation factor binding; translation initiation factor activity. Gene Ontology annotation, biological process: formation of translation preinitiation complex; translational initiation. NCBI's taxonomy places the organism in Eukaryota, Metazoa, Arthropoda, Arachnida, Trombidiformes, Tetranychidae.
AGCACUUGUUUCCAAUCCUGUUUCCGAAAUAUUGGCUUUUCAACCUCACCAUAAAUCCAAUGUUGUGCCGGUAUUUACUCUUGUUAUUUAAUUAAUUAUUGUGUAAUUUCGGUUCUGUUUUGACGGAAAAAAAUAAAUUAUGGCUGAAAGUGAUAAAGUAGAGGAACUAACGGAAGCUUUGAUCGACGAUUUGGAUGAAUUUUCACUAUCCAAGAAAAAGAAAAAGCCUAAAAAGAAGGCCUUCAAUAUAGAUGAAUAUGAAAAGACUUUCAACCAACCAGCUACUUCGGGUGACGCUGAUGGAGCUGCUGAAGACAUCGGUGAUAAAGAAGAAGUCACUGGUACUCAAGAAACACAGGAUGAUGAUGAUGAUUUUGAAUUAAAUCUACCCAAGACAAAACCUAAAAAAAUUAAGUUUAAGGAUGAAGAUUUGAUUAAUGAUGGUGAACCAGCAGAUAAGGAUGAUGGUGUUGUUUACCUGGAAGAAAGCACGAAUCGAGAUGCCAGCUUUUUUUCAUCAUCUGUGGAUUCAACCUGGGCAAAUACUGAUCGUGACUAUUUAUAUGAAGAACUCUUAGCCAGAGCUUUCUGUAUAAUUAAAGAAAAGAAUCCUGAUAUAAUUUCAGGAGAAAAGAAAAGACUUGUCAUGAGGCCUCCACAAAUUUUAAGAGUAGGAACGAAAAAGACAUCAUUUGCCAAUUUCCUCGAUAUUUGUAAAUCAUUACAUCGUCUACCUAAGCAUCUUCAAGCCUUUCUGCUGGCUGAAUUAGGAACUAGUGGAUCUGUCGAUGCUAAUAACCAACUUAUUAUUAAAGGUCGUUUUCAACAGAAACAAAUUGAAAACGUCCUUAGAAGAUAUAUAAAGGAGUAUGUAGCAUGUCAAACAUGCAGAUCACCAGAGACAGUGCUUCAAAAAGAUACCCGAUUAUUUUUCCUUCAAUGCGAAACCUGUGGAAGUAGACGUUCAGUUACCUCAAUUAAAAGUGGUUUUCAAGCUGUCACAGGGAAAAGAGCUGCUAUACGAGCAAAAACAGCUUAAACUCAAUGCUAUCAUCUUGUUUUUACUACAAUAUUUAUCGAUAAUUAUCAUGAACAGGUGCACACCAUUUAUUGAGCAUUAUGAAUUAUAUCGAAAUCUAUUCAUUCAAUUUUCUCGAUUUGUAUUUCUUGGUUGUUUAGAUAUUUCUUUCAUACAGAACUUUAAGUGGUGUAAUCAUCUUCCUGAUUACUAUCAAUAUUAAAAGUGGAAUUCAAUGGUCAA